AUGUGCAUACAGACCAUUUUGAAGCAGUUGGUGCUCAGUAUUCAUAAAGACACUCUUACGGAGGAGUUGAGUGGAUGUCGAUAUGGGCUUGACCUGCUAGUUCGUUUGAUACUUGCAGAGUACGCCAGCCCGCCAGAUGACAAUAACACUCAGUGGAAAGAGGAACACUUAUUUAUGCUGAAUGCUCUUUUUAAAACAGCCAGUCAGUUGGAUGAUAAGGGAAGGCUUUUAGUUCCGGCGCUACAGCUUGUUAUUCAGCACGGCACACUCGCAAACGAGGCCGCUGUGUCGUGGAUUCAUAACCUGUAUGCAUCACUCUCCACAGGUGAGAUUGCCGUAGUCUUGGAAACCCCGGAAGCUAAGGAUAUGCUGCUAAACUCUCUCACAUCUUCGUCUCAAGAUGCGCGAUACCUUUUUCCCACCGCAUGUGCACUGCAUGUACUCCUGGCAUCUUCACCUGAUGAAACGUGUACUGCAAGGGAGGAGGGCAAUAAGGCAUUAAUAAAUGCACUUGUAAACGUUGUGACGAAUGAGCUAACAACAAUAAUUCACCAUCAUUCGACAACAGCUCUUGGAAAAUUGGUGCGGCUUACACCUUUUUUCCUGAAGAUAGAAAAUGUUCAGGAAUGUGAACUACGAAGGAAAUGGUUGAGGUGUCUCCUACAAUUGACAAUUCAGGCAAGCAAAGGUGACGAACUGCUGAAAACGACGCUGGCGGAUCUUCUUCAUCCACACAUUGAGAGUUCUACGCAUGCGAAUCAGUACAUGCAGUUGACGACGUACUUGUUUACUCCAGACUGUGGGUUACACCUGUUAAAGGAUACUGCUGCCACAGUUGCUGCACUUAAUGAAUUUACUCUCGAGAUAGAUUCAUCAUCUCCUCUCUUACUUGGCGCCUUGUCGGAUUUUGAUCUUUUAUGUAGCAUUAUUGUGUGGCCCAUUUACAAUUUUUCGCUGGCGUCUAUGGAGCAGCGUAUUGAGGUAACUACAAUUGUUUCAAAAUUGGUGAAUUUACCAGAGCUUUUGCAGUGUUUAUGGCGCAUCUACCAAUACGGUCAAAGCAGCACCUUUGGUGCAUUAACUGGGAAGAAGAAAGAACUCUUGUUGAAGGAAGUGAGGGCGGGUAACGUGGUUCAUCUUCCUUUUGUGAGCGAAGCUCCAGCAGAACUUUUCAGCAUGGUGACAGGUGCAAUAGGAGGACGUUCUUUUUUCUGGGACCCGUAUCCUGCAGUGUCGGUAUUGUUUUUUACCUUGCUGAGUUAUUUUGUAGACGCCACCGAUUUUAUGGAGGAGCUUGAUAGUUGCACAGUCAUGGAUCGUGAUGACGCUGUAAUGCUUGUCUUGGCGUUGAAGGAGAUUGUACAUAGGUCAUACAUGCAUGGCAUUCUCCCGAACUGCAACAGUGAGGCUGUUGCACAGACAGCGUUAACGUUGUUGGCCAAACUGCAUGUUAUAGAUGAAGUACAAUCCUUUGUGCCCCAUCCCUCUGUGUGGAUUACGACAGAUUUGACGAUUCUUGACACAGUUAAGUCUAUUGAUGGUGAUAAGUGGACGUACGUUAAGUCGGAGUUGGAACUUUUCACGCUUAAAGACACUGCGGGGGAUGCGGCACAACUUGUGAAUCCAAAUUGCGCAGCUCUUUGCCAUCCACAAUGGGCAGGGAGUACCACUUGGUCCAAGUUACACCGAGUUAUUCGGCUCCUUCAAAAUGCCCCCUUCACUAUCUCUUUUUUUUUGCGUGCCACUCUGUUUUCCAGAGUUGUCCUUGGUCGAGGGGAAAGUUCGUUUUUUGGCUCUCGGCAAGGUCUUUUUGUGCGUCGUGGUCACAUUUUUAUGGACGCAUUUGACCAGAUUGCCAACAAUCCCGCAACCCCUGAACUGGUUGGCGUUCGCUUUCGAGACAACAACAACAACGUUGAGGAAGGCCACGGUGAGGGAGUGUACCGGGAGUUCCUUGUGAGUUUGUGUAACGAGGCAUUUGCAGCUGAGUAUGGUAUGUUUUGUCAAACCGAAACUGGUGACGUUUACCCCAACCCAUUUAGUUAUGAGACGACAGGGGACUCACAGCAUCUGCGUCGCAUCACAUUUCUUGGUGCUAUGGUGGGUCGCUCACUGCGGGAUGGGGUUCUGCUAGACAUUCCUUUUGCGCCUCACUUCCGCAACGCCAUUCUUGGUCGCAGUAACUCAAUCAACAAUUUAAAGAGUUUUGACAAGCAACUGUACCGCCAUAUCAUUUCUUUGCGCUCUCUAAGCGAUAAAGAAAUUGAAGGUUUGUCACUCACCUUUACGUACACGGCAAAUGUAUUGGGAGAGGUACGUGAGGUGGAGCUGCUGCGUGAUGGAAGAAACAUUCCAGUCACGCGUCGCAACUGCUUGAAUUAUAUUCACCUUGUUGCAUGCUUUAAGUUGAACCAUGAGUCAGCUCGCCAAACCAAAGCCUUUCUGGAAGGCCUGAAAAUGAUCGUGGACCUCAGUUGGUUGAAACUAUUUGAUAGCAAUGAACUCAUGAAGCUCUUUGGCGGGGACGCUGAGGGUGCCAUUGAUGUUGCGGAUUGGAGACGGCACACACAAUACCACAGUGCAGAUGAUGAGGAGAGUGCGCCUGUGCACUACUUCUGGCAGGUGGUGGAGUCCAUGUCGCAGGAUGAGCGAAAAAAGCUGCUGAAGUUCACAACAUCUAUGCCUCGGCCCCCACUGCUUGGCUUUCGGUUCCUCAGUCCGCCCUUCAAAGUACAUGUUGUGUGGGGCACAUCUGAGGAGUGGCUACCGUCUGCGUCGACGUGCUUCUCCACACUAAAGCUUCCACCAUACAAAGAUGUUGAAGCCGCACGAAGAAAAAUAAAGGCCGCGAUCGAAGAAACGGACGAGUUUGCUUUCAGCUAG
Molecule: messenger RNA, 2883 nt
Organism: Trypanosoma rangeli
Lineage: Eukaryota; Euglenozoa; Kinetoplastea; Trypanosomatida; Trypanosomatidae
Product: putative ubiquitin-protein ligase
Exons: 1
Coding region: 1-2883 (960 amino acids)
Biological process (GO): protein polyubiquitination; ubiquitin-dependent protein catabolic process
Molecular function (GO): ubiquitin protein ligase activity
Source: RefSeq, a predicted model, not a curated record